GAUCGCUCUCUGGAUGUAGAUAGCUAGCUCUCGAUCGACAUGUUGUUGUAACAGGCCUAAAACAAAAGGAAGCCGGCCCCUGCCACCGGCUACUGACCCGCCGCCACCGGCCACCGCCGGCGCCGAAGGCAACAACUGCUCGUUAGCCAGGAUGGCAAUCGCGGUCGGUCACUGCCACGACCUCAAGCCCCCCACUGCGCGCGGCAGGCACUGCCGUCUCCACUCCGUCGCGCAGCUCGACAGACCUCUGCUCGACAGGGACCACCAGGAGCGCGACGCCGCCACAGUCAUCGCGGGCCACAACGGCCUGUCCCCUCGGCGCCGGAGCCAAUCCUCCCCGUGCUUCACGACCGUCGCGCCCGCCGGCACCGACCACACGGAGCAAGCCGAGAAGAAGAUGCCGCGCGUGGAGAUCGUCGCGGGACGCCACGCCCGUGGCGUGCGAGAGCUCAUCGCGGAGGCCGCGGGCGCCAUCGCGUCGGGGACACGGCUGGUUCCCGCGCAGAGCGGCCUCGGCGGGGCGCUGCUGCUCAACGACGGCCGCUCCGGCGAGCACGUCGCCGUCAUCAAGCCUCUCGAUGACGCCACCGCAGCGGCAGGUUCGCCGGCCCACGGGGGCUACGCGAGCAAGGCCGUGCUGCGGGAGGUGGCCGCCUUCCUCCUCGACCACGACGGCUUCGCCAGCGUGGAGCCAACCGCGCUGAUCAAGAUCUCGCGCCCCGCGAUGCCGACGACCAUGGCCUCUAUCCAGCGGUUUGUGGCGCACGAGUACGACGCCGGAGAGCUGGGCCCGUCGCGGUUCUCGGUGGCGUCCGUGCACCGCGUCGGCAUUCUCGACGUCCGCCUCCUCAAUAUCGACCGCCACGCCGGCAACAUCCUCGUCAAGAAUCCACCGAGAGGCCAGCGCGCAGAUGGAAGCACUUCGCCGCCACCGUUUGACCUCGUGCCGAUCGAUCACGGCCUCUGCCUGCCGGAGCAGUUCGAGGACCCGUACUUCGAGUGGCUGCACUGGCCGCAGGCGUCGCUGCCGUUCUCCGACGCCGAGAUGGCGUACGUCGCGUCGCUGGACCCGUUCAAGGACGCCGAGAUGCUCCGCGCCGAGCUGCCGUCCCUCAACGAACCGGCCAUCCGGAUCCUCACCCUCUGCACCAUCUUCCUGAAGCGCGCGGCCGCGGCGGGGCUCUGCCUCGCGGACAUCGGCGACAUGAUGACCCGGGAGUUCACGGCGAUGGGUGAGGAGGGGCUGAGCACGCUCGAGGCCCUCUGCAAGCGAGCCCACGACUCCGUCCACCCGCCACUGUCCUCUCUCGCACCCCCCUCACCCGACGGCGACGGCGUCGGCGAGGGCGUGAGCGGGAGGGAGCGCAUGUCGUUCAAGCACCUGAGCGGCGAGGAGUGGGCUGCGUUCCUUGUGAGGUUCGAGCAGCUGCUGCCGGCGGCGCUCGAGGCCAAGAAGCGCGCCGGGCUGAAGUCCUGGAGCUGA
Molecule: messenger RNA, 1483 nt
Organism: Phragmites australis (common reed)
Lineage: Eukaryota; Viridiplantae; Streptophyta; Magnoliopsida; Poales; Poaceae
Product: phosphatidylinositol 4-kinase gamma 1-like
Exons: 2
Coding region: 152-1483 (443 amino acids)
Source: RefSeq, a predicted model, not a curated record